Messenger RNA from Taeniopygia guttata (zebra finch), 2026 nucleotides. It is a transcript of the gene STX3, whose product is annotated as syntaxin 3. Lineage: Eukaryota; Metazoa; Chordata; Aves; Passeriformes; Estrildidae. Gene Ontology annotation, molecular function: SNARE binding; SNAP receptor activity. Gene Ontology annotation, biological process: intracellular protein transport; vesicle fusion; exocytic insertion of neurotransmitter receptor to postsynaptic membrane. The record is from RefSeq and is a predicted model, not a curated record. Gene Ontology annotation, cellular component: postsynapse; plasma membrane; endomembrane system.
CCCAGCCCUGUCCCAUCCGCAGGCAUGCCCCCACCCGUGUCCCUCGUCCCCAGCCGUGUCUCCCGCUGUCCCCAGUCACGACCCUCAGUGUGUCCCCUAACUGCAGCCGUGUCCUCAAGCUGUCCCCUAUACCUGCUCAUGUCCCGUCUCCAGCCGCGUCCCCCAGCCGUGUCUUGAGCCCACAGCUGUGUCCUGCCCCCAGCUGUGUCCCCAGAUGUGUCCCCUAUCCACAGACUUGUCCCCCCGCCCCCAGCCACGUCCCCAGCUGUGACCCACAUCCACGCCCCCUGUGUCCCCAGCUGUGUCCCCCCGGCCGUGUUCCCUGUCCCCAGCCGUGCUCCCGCUGCAGCCGCACGUGGCAGGAGGUGACACGUCCUCACCGUGUGACCCCCGAGGGGGAUCAGCUUCCUCAUGGCCUCCAAACCCACAUCCUCCCCCACCCCUGUCACCUCCCGGGGUGCCGGGGGCCACCCCCAGCUGCCACCUUCGGCGGGUCCGGUGUCCCCGCGUGUCCCAGGUGAAGGGGCGGCUCCACCGCGUCCCUCCCCUCGGCGCCUUCCCCGCGCCCGUCACUGGGGAUUAGCGCAGGGACAGCCCCGGCCUUGGCGACAGGCACAGGGGACAGGGCCACCCGCCACCUCGCCUGGAUGUAGGAGGGAGGCCUGGCCGAGCGGCGAGGACCGAGGGUGACAUCGCCCAUCCCUGCGCUGGGCGAGGACGGGGACCCCCCCGCGCCCCCCCAGCCUUUGGGGGCACCAUGAAGGACCGGCUGGAGCAGCUCAAGGCGAAGCAGGAUGCUGAUGAUGAGGAGGAGCUGGAGAUCGCCGUGGACAACACGGCCUUCAUGGAUGAGUUUUUCUCAGAGAUUGAGGAGACCCGGCAGAACAUCGACAAGAUCUCAGAGAAUGUGGAGGAAGCCAAGAAGCUCUACAGCAUCAUCCUCUCAGCCCCCAUCCCAGAGCAGAAGACCAAAGAUGACCUGGAGCAGCUGACGGCAGAGAUCAAGAAAAUGGCCAACAGCGUCCGUAACAAGCUGAAGAGUAUGGAGAGGAAUAUCGAGCAGGACGAGGCACGAUCCUCGGCGGACCUCCGGAUACGCAAGUCCCAGCACUCGGUCCUGUCCCGCAAGUUCGUGGACGUCAUGACCAAGUACAACGAGGCGCAGGUGGAUUUCCGGGAGCGCAGCAAGGGCCGGAUCCAGCGCCAGCUGGAAAUCACCGGCAAGAACACGACGGACGAGGAGCUGGAGGAGAUGCUGGAGAGUGGGAACCCCUCCAUCUUCACCUCGGGGAUCAUGGACUCGCAGAUCUCGAAGCAGGCGCUGAGCGAGAUCGAGGGGCGGCACAAGGACAUCGUGCGCCUGGAGAGCAGCAUCAAGGAGCUCCACGACAUGUUCGUGGACAUCGCCAUGCUGGUGGAGAAUCAGGGAGCCAUGAUCGACCGCAUAGAGAACAACAUGGACCAGUCUGUGGGAUUCGUGGAACGGGCCGUGGCUGACACCAAAAAGGCUGUGAAGUACCAAAGUGAGGCCAGGAGGAAGAAGAUCAUGAUCAUGUUGUGCUGCAUCAUCCUCGCCAUCAUCCUGGCAUCCAGCAUCUGGAGCAUCUUCGCCUGAGCCCCCCACCCGCUGCCCUCCAGGUGGCCUUUCCCCCUCCUGUCCCCCUGCCCGGAUGAUCCAUGGGAGAGACGCCGGCCAAGCCCUGAUUCCUGGAGCCCCGAGGACAUCCCACGUGUCCCUGGAGGAGUGGAGCCCACCCGCCGUGCUCCCCGCUGCCCUCCCAGCGCCGAGGUCCCCUCGCUCCUCCUCCUCCCCCACUCGGGUGACAGUCGGUGGCCGCUGUGACAAGCAGCCCCUCCUCGGUGGCACGGAGCGGCCGGAGGGGCCGUGUCCCUCUCGGGGGGUGGGGGAGACACAGGGCUCUGCCUUGCCGGGGCGGCCGGAGGAGCCUCUCCCUGUGCUUGGAGCUCCUUGGAUGUGCAGCCACCCAUGCUGGAGCCUUCCUCCUCAAUAAAGAGCUCACCCACA